AACGGAGCCCGGGAGAGGCGAGCCGAGAAGCGAGAGCGGCCGGAGGAGACCCCCCACCCCACCCCACCCCCACCCCGGGGACCGAGCGAAAGGGGAAGGGUCGCCGGACGCUCCUCUGCCCCGGGGAAUCCGGCCUGCCCUGCGCUGGACCACCGACCCGCAAGUUUGCCACCUUCUGAGAAGAAAAUUUACUCUCUCUGUCAACACCAAACAUGUCCGUGAAGACCCCUCCAGGUUCUGCUCUGGGUUCCCCCGAUUGCGGGGACGUUUCUAUCAUCUUCGUGGGGAAAUCCGACGUUGGGAAAUCGGCUCUUCUUAACGCCGUACGAGAGAUGACCGAAGAUGAUGUCGGAUCAGCCCCCGUGGGGACUGCAGUGAAAUCGGAAAAGCCCAUCCUGUACCCUGACCCAACUUACAAUAAUCUACUGCUGUGGGAGCGGUCGAUGGAGGGCAAGGGCCACGCGGAUCAAUGGAUGAGGGAGGCCGAACUGAUUGUGUUGGUGACCGACAACAAGUUUGAGGAUUCUCAUGGCCGCCUUGUGUUGGAGGCCCGGCAAGCUGGCAAAAAGGUCUAUUUUGCCCGGACCAAGGCUGAUCUGGACCUUCACACUCUCAAGCGGUUGAUGGGGCAACGUUACAAUCGGUCGGAAGUCCUCCGGGCCCUCCGGGAGGCGUGUACCGAAUCUCUGGGGACCCUCCCUCUCGUGGAUCCCUUUGUAUACCUGAUCUCUGCUUUUGAGCCUGGCGCCCUUGAUUGCCCCCGGCUGCGGGAAGAUUUGCUGAAGGACCUGCACCAGUAUGAAAGGGUGCAGAAGCCCACGCACCUCAGCUUCGAAGAGUUCAGCGAGAAAGAGAUUGCCGAGAUCCAGGAAGCCUACGAACUCGGGGGCCUCUCUGAAGUGGUGACCCGAAUCCAGGGCAGUUUGGAAACCAUCUGGAAUGCCCAGCUGGAUAUUGCGAUCACCGGAGAAUCGGGCGCUGGGAAAUCCACCUUCGUUAACGUCUUGAGGGGCAUGACUGAUGAAGAGGAAGGGGCGGCCGCGACGGGCGUGACAGAGACUACAAUGAAGCCCACGCCAUAUCCUUAUCCCGGGCACGCCAACGUGGUCCUCUGGGAUCUCCCCGGUAUAGGAACACCCAACUUCCGGGCUGAUAAAUACUUAGAGACGGUGGAGUUUUCCCGUUAUGAUUUCUUCAUCAUCCUGGCUUCCGAACGAUUUAAAGAAAACCACGUCCGUUUGGCCCAGGCCAUUGUCCAACAGGGAAAGCAGUUCUACUUCAUACGCACCAAGAUCGACAAUGAUUUGGAGGCCGAGCGGAGGAAGAAGAACCCGCCCACCGAAGCCCAAGUUCUGGAGGUGAUCAGAAAGGAUUGCCAGAGCAAGCUUUCCAAGGCUGGGCUGAGCGGUGCCAAGGUGUUCCUUCUCAGCAAUUUUUACCUCGAGAAGUUUGACUUCCAGGCUUUUGAGGAAACUCUGGAGCAGGAAUUGCCCACUCAUAAGCAGCAGGCUUUUCUCUUGUCCCUGCCCAACGUCUCCACGGUGAUCAUCGAGAAGAAGAAGAAGGUCCUUCAUCGGGAGAUCUGGAAGGUGGCUUUGAUUUCCAGCUUGGUAGCUGCUGUCCCUUUGCCGGGCCUGGCCUUCACCUGUGAUGUAACCAUUUUGCUCAAGAAGUUGUCCAGUUACCGGCAAGACUUCGGCCUCGACGCUGCCUCUUUAUCCCGUCUGGCUGAACGGUCUGGAAAGUCCAUGGAGGUCCUGAGAAAAGAAGUACACAGCUGUCUAGGCCGAAGCAUCAACAAGGAUGUGGUGAUCAGUUUGCUGGGAAAGGCCACUGGGACAGGCCUGAUGGUGGCCAACUUUUUCCUCCAUCGGUUCCCGAUUUACGGAGCCCUGGCCUCUGGCGGUAUCUCGUUUCAUACCACCUACUCCAUGUUGGGACAGUGCCUCGAAGAGCUGGCUGCCGACUCCCAACGCGUUCUUAUGAAGGCCUGUAAAAGUGACGUCGGAUGUGGCUAAGAUGGUUUACCCCUCCAACCGCAGUUCCCAUCCUCAGCUGGUCCAGCUUUUGGUUGCAGUGGGAGGGCUUCCCUUGUUCCCAUUUCUGAUCCUCCCCGGAUCUUGUCAUGGAGGCUUCCGUCCCUUAGCUUCUAUCACUAUAACAAGCUACUUUCAGCAUUGCGGCCUGUAAUAUCUUGAGGACUAGGAACAAGCGUUUUGCUUUGGCUUUGAUGUUCUGGAGACAAGAUUUAGAUGCACCACUUUGCCUGAAAAUCAGCCCUACGGGUUAUUUAUUAUUUGAAAUGUAUUGUCCCUCUCUCUUCUGGCAUGGACAUACUGAAUUUGAAUGAAAUUUAAGGUUUUUGUGGCAAAUUUCUUCCCUAGCCCUAGGGUGACUAACCAAAAAUGGGGAAGGAGGAGGGGAAAGGAGGGGCGUAAUAUCCAAUCAUAUUUUCCAGAGAUAGAUCUCCAAUGGGAAGGCUUGGUUGGAGCACAAGGUUGAAUUUAAGAUUUCCCCGAUGGUGAUUUAUGGUGGCACUUCCUUGGCU
Notechis scutatus (mainland tiger snake) is the source of this 2548-nucleotide messenger RNA. Its product is annotated as interferon-inducible GTPase 5-like. The record is from RefSeq and is a predicted model, not a curated record. NCBI's taxonomy places the organism in Eukaryota, Metazoa, Chordata, Lepidosauria, Squamata, Elapidae. Gene Ontology annotation, cellular component: membrane. Gene Ontology annotation, molecular function: GTP binding.